Molecule: messenger RNA, 7810 nt
Organism: Chilo suppressalis (striped riceborer)
Lineage: Eukaryota; Metazoa; Arthropoda; Insecta; Lepidoptera; Crambidae
Source: the annotation of a GenBank genome assembly
GCUCCGAGCGCCCGUUCCGUUCAGACGUACGCCCGCGUCUACCGCGUAAACACCUGUGGCAUUUCAAUCCGCGAAAAGGACGGAGCAGUGCCGUAUCUUGCGUCUCGAUCGCACAUCGGCGGUUGUGCGUUCGAUUUUUGUUUUUGUUUUUUCCGCGUACCCACCACACAUCUCUCUCUCUCAAUAAUAAGAAGGACAUUGGCGAAAAUUUCUGUGUAAAUCGGAACAAAUCACAGUUAUAAUAUACACAAGGAUCGCAGUGAAUUUUCAGUGACACACAAUUUGUUAUCAGUGCUUUACUAGUGAAUGAUCACUGGGACGACCUCAUUGGCCACAUCAAAAAGUGACUCGAACAAAAUGAUGUAGAAAUCGAAAAAGAUAAGAUAAACCCUGUUUAGCACUCUAGUGACAAAUCGUGUUAAGUGACAGUGACGAAAAUAUUGAGUGACAUAAUUUUAACCAUUUAAAUGGUGUUCAGUGAACAAAGUGACAAUGUGGAGGUGAUUAGUAAUCAAUCUAGUUGUAAAUAAACUAUGUGCUGUGCAAUUGUUGUGAAUAUCUCAUUUAAUAGUCAAGAUGUGUGCCAAAUUAGAGAAUCUGGUGGUCGUCGUAUGUGUGAUGGUGUCCGUAGCUGGUUUUCAGCAGCAGUACUUCAGAGUUGUGCCCCGAAGUCUGAGGGUGCACGAAGGUUCGGAGGCUGUACUGGAGUGUGCAGUCGCCAACCUCGCUGGUCAGGUUCAGUGGGCUAAGGACGGAUUCGCGUUAGGAUUCUCCUCCGUGAUACCCGGCUAUCCUCGCUACACUAUGUUUGGGGAUCGCCGCCACGGCGUAUACAACCUUCGAAUAGUCAACGCGUCCUUGGAAGAUGACGCCGAGUACCAGUGCCAAGUCGGACCGGCUCAGAUGCACAAGGUGAUACGCGCCAACGCUUCGCUGACCGUUAUAUCACCCCCCAACGCCGUGGAGAUCACUAACCACCCCCACAACUCCAAAUUGGAGGUAAAGGAGGGGGAGGAUGUCUCUCUGGAGUGUCUCGUGAAGAAUGCCAAGCCCGCAGCCAAGAUCAUCUGGUACCGCGGCAACGUUGAGCUGAAGGGAGAUAAAGUUUCCAAAGAAGAAAUUAAAGAAGUUGAAAAUCAGAACGGAAACCCGAAGUCGACCAGAUAUACAACAGUAUCCAAGUUACACUUUAAAGCGACGUCUGAGGACGACUACGCUGACUUUACGUGCGAAGCGAAGCAUGAGGCCUUACAGCGAGACACACCGAUGCGGAGCACCGUGCAACUCAGUGUUCUAUAUCCUCCCGGCGCUCCUUACAUCGAGGGUUACGCGGAAGGCGAGACGGUGCGCCGAGGACAGAGCCUCGAGCUGGUCUGCAGAAGCCGAGGUGGUAACCCACCAGCACAACUAAUCUGGUACAAGAACGGAGAGCAGAUCCGGAUGGCUUACAGGACAAGCGGCAGGAUGUCUGAAAACGUACUGUCCUUCAAAGCAGACGCUUCCGACAACAAGGCCCGGUAUACCUGCGAGGCUAAGAAUAUCAUGAUCAGCAACACACUGAAGGCGGAGAUCGAUCUCACCGUGCUUUUCGCCCCAGCUCACGUCACAAUCUCCGGACCUUCGGAAGCCAGGGUCGGGGACCCGGUGCCCCUGAGCUGCAGCACGGCACCGUCCAAUCCUGCUGCUGACAUCAAAUGGCUGGUGCUGGGCAAGCACCAUAAGGAGGCCAGCAAUAGGACUGUCAUUUCACCUGAAGGUGGCUGGAUUACCACGUCGAACAUCACCGUGAUUGUGGAGCCCAACAGACGGUCCGUGGUCGUGGUCUGCCACGGAAUCAACGCCCAGCUCACUGAAAACGUGGUCGCCACUCACACCAUCAAUGUGCUAUACCCACCGUCAGCACCGAUGAUCACAGGCUACAUCCCUGGUACCACGCUGUCAGCGGGCACAGUACAGAAGCUAUCCUGCAUAUCCUCAGGCGGCAACCCGCUAGCGACCCUGACUUGGUUCAAGAACGACAAGAAGAUACACUCGGUCACGAAAACUAGCGACAAGUCGGUGUCCGCCGAGAUAUCGAUACUGACCAAUGUGACUGACAACCUGGCCCAGUACCGCUGUGAGGCGACCAACAGCGCCACUGAAAUACCGCUCUUCGAAACUGUCACACUCAACGUGCACUUCGCUCCAGAGGCGGUCAAAGUGAGAGCGGAACCAGAUGAGCUGAAGCCAGGACUCGAAGCUACCUUGUUCUGUGAUGCAGCCUCCAGUAACCCACCGGCUACCUUGUCAUGGUGGCGAGAUGGCAUACCCGUGCAAGGCCAACCAAUGCAACUGAAGAAAGGACUCCAUGGAGGGACAGUGUCGACGAUAGAACUGAAGCUGAACAUUACUAAGGACAUGAACGGGGCAGUCUACACUUGUCAAGCUACCAACGAAGCCUUGCAGAGAAGCGUCCAUGAUGCACUGAGCUUGAAGGUUCUAUACGCUCCCAUAUUCGACGAAUCGAUCCAAGAAAGCAUAGCUGGUGAAGAAAACGAAUCGCUGGUGAUAAUGCUCAAAGCUCAUGGCAACCCAGGCAGCAUCACUUACACAUGGACUAAAGAUGGACUACCGAUCACUCAAUCACCAUACAGUAGUUCCAACGAUAGAAUAAUAUCGGACGGAAACAUGUUGAAUAUGACAAAACUAUCACGCAACGACGCCGGAGUUUACACCUGUGAAGCUGUCAAUUCUCAAGGAGCUUCUACUGUCAACAUCACGGUUACUGUGCAAUAUUCUGCGGGUAUCAAAUCUCUAACACAAAAUGGUAUCGCCAACCCUAAUGAGGAAGCAGUUUUGAGUUGUACAGCAACAGGGAACCCACUGAAUUCCGACCAUUUCAAAUGGGUGCGUAAGAACUACGAUAUCUCAUCCAAAUCCAUUACUUUCGAGUCUCGGAACUCCACUAGCUACCUGACCAUACCUAAAGCGACUAGAGAUGACGUAGGCACUUUUCAAUGCGUCGUAAACAACGGUGUUGGCGGUGAAACUCGCCAAGACGUCAUGUUGGUUGUGAAAUUCAAGCCGGAAAUGGACACCUCCCCAAGUUUGGCCAAGUCCGCUUCCAAUGUUGGCCACAUUGGGAGGUUAACUUGCAAAUGCCAAGCAGCCCCAACGCCUAGCUUCACUUGGUCCAAAAACGGUGCCAAAUUACCCGUCAACACUUCAACUAAAUACUUCACCGAGUUCCACAAGAUCGACGCCAUCACUUACACGUCGAUUCUGCUCAUUAACGAAGUGAGCUCAGGCGAUUAUGGCUCAUACGAAUGCGGUGCCAGGAACGAAAUGGGAUUCAGCACUUCUUCUGUGAAACUUGAUGUUACUAGCGCACCAGAUCAAGUAAUAUCACUGAGUUUGACGAACGUUACGCAUAACACAGUGUCACUGGAGUGGGUUCCUGGGUUCGAUGGUGGACUGACACCGUGGUAUAGGAUAAGAUACAGAAAAAUAUAUGAUGAUACGUAUAAAUAUGAAGAUGUCAAGCCCAGAGACGCUACGAGUUACACUAUCGGUGGUUUGGAGAGGAACACAGAUUACGUUUUCUCAGUGAUGGCUAUCAACAACAUUGGACAAAGCAAAUAUAGGCCAGAUGACACUAAAGUUACAACACUUACAUCAUCUGAAGUCGGUGAAUUGAACGUAGUAUCUACAGAAGUGGUAGAAACUGCUGACGUAUCCAAAUCAGUUAUAGUAUACGUCUCAAUAACUGGUGCUGUUUUGGUGUUAAUAAACGCUGCGUUAGUUGCUUGUUUUGUGUUGAAACGACGAUCGAGACGGCUGAAAGAACAAGCCGGCCAAUCCUCCAAAUCGGCCACUAUAGAAAUGUACGCGCCGUCCUCGUACAACGACACUAUGACGGGCGAGACACUCAGCUCCGUGUCUGAGAAGUCUGAGACGUACUCGCAGGACGACGGCGACGAUCGGCAACCGCCGCCCAUACCUGAGGUGCCGAGUAUGCCCAACAGGCAUAUGCUGAGUCAGCAAACCGACGCCUAUCUCCUUGACGAGCAGGGCUUGGUGAUGCCGCCUCCCCUGGACUACCCGCCUCCCAACUACGCGGCGUACGAGGGCGUCGACCACGCGCGCACGCUGCCCCAUCCACACCGGCACAAGGAGAUCAGCGGCCAUAGUACGCUGGGCAGAAGCGCCGGUAAACAGAAUUACGUGCCAGCACCUAGUCCAAUGCCACCUUUAGAUGGCUCCUAUUACAACAUGUCUUCGGACAGGUACCUGUCCUAUCCACCGCUGAUUGGGGAAUACCUUCAACAACAGGCGGGGCGGACCCCGACGCCGCCGCAGCAGUACGCGGGUCACGGCGCUCCGCUACUCCUCAACGGAGCCCUGCCCACCGGCUCGCCCUCACAUAUGGCCAGCCCGCCGCUCAACUACGGGAUGGACGGUCUGGACAGGCAGUCAUCGGGAGGUACACUGAGGAGACAGAGGCUGGACAAAAUGGCCGUCCCGCCGCCUGACGUCACCGUGCUCCACCAGGGUAAUUGUACGCAGCACCAGCCGCUAUCACAGACGCCAUCGGUGAAACAGCCCCAGUCCAUACUGAAAGAUCCUUCUAGACACAAAUACGGAAACCAGUACGGCAGCCCGGUAUCCUCGAGUACUCCACAAAACUCAAACUCGAGUCAAAUACUCACAGUCCAAAACCUCACUUCGGACGUGCCCCAGUAUGGCACGAUACGCAAAGAGAAGAAACAAAACGUGACCAUAGACGAAUCAUUCAAUAAACGGAGUGAAACCCACGUCGUAUAGACUAUGUGUCAAAUAAUAGACAAGCCAAGAGACUAGUUCAAAUUGUAGAUAGGAUUGAAAUUGUUUUUUUUUUCUUUCAAUGUGAUAAAUAAGUGUGUACAAAACGCGAAUGAUGUGCGAAUGCCGAAACCUGUGAGUCGAACUCACUGGGUUUAAAUUUAAAGUGACCGGACUCAGACUCACUGUUCGAAUUUAGUGAGUGUGAAACUGUGAGUUGAAAAUGUGACUAUAGUGCCAAUGUCGUGUUAGUGACUCGUCUAAUCGAGGGUUUAUAUGUACAUAUAUAAACUGCGUUAACAAAGUUUUGUCUCAGGUGAAUUAUAGAAAAAGACUAUUCGAAGUAAUUGGAACAUUUAUUUUUUGACUGUUAAGUUGUUCUUUGAACGAAUGAAUGGUUAAUAGGGAAAUGUGUCGCACUUUCUGGCCGUUUAUAGUUUGGACUGACGCCUGGUUGUAUUGUUCGACUGACCUAUCAUUAUUAUUAAUUAUUAUAAUAAUUAAUUACGAAUAAUCGCGAUAACGUCCAAACGAUGUAAUGAUGUUGACGACACUCUCUGUCCACUAAAAUGUCAUUAUUUUAGAAAUUUAUAUUUAAUUAGAUGAUAAUGAAAUGGAUAAAGAAAAAUGUUUUAUUAAAAUUAUUAUUACGAUAAUUUUUCCAAUUUCGCUAUGCGGUUAAAUCGAUCGAUUCCUACGAUGGAUCUCUUUUAUGUUUUUUUUUUCGAUAUUAUCUAAAGAUUGUUACGGUAUGAGCGUAUAUCGAUUUUAAUGAUUGUGUGAAUAACGAUAUAAUGAUAUUUGGGAACAUUUUGAAUUUAUCCCACGGUUAUUUUAUAACCGUUUGUUUUGAGAUUGUUCUUAAGAAAUGUUGGAAAGCGAUUGUUUCUGAUUAAUAAUGCAUUAAUGUUAUUAUAUACAAUAUUGAUUUCUAAAUGUCUUUGUUGAUGGCUGCGAGAAGGUUUAUAAUUAUUUGUACAAAUUAUAAAUUUUGAACUGAUCCUGUUUAAUAUGUUUAGACAUAUUUGUUUUAUUCAAAGAAAAUUGACAUAAUAAAAAAUGAAGCUUCACCAUUGGUUGAGAACGAAAUGAAUGGUUUUUAAACAUACAUCACAAUAAAGUACCUAAUAGGAUGAGCGCGCUCAUUAUUAUUUUAAUUAUUUUGUAAAUGUUUUAAUUUUAAGUUGAUUCGCAUUUCACACAAUGUAAUACUGUAAAUAAUAUUAAAAAUUAAUACUCCAAUCGCGAACUGACAAUAAAUAUAAAUUUCUUUUUUAAUUAAUUUUCAUAAUUUAUGCUCAGCUUAGAUUGAUUGUAAAUAAAUUCAUGUAAUUUUUCUAUUAUAUUAAUAGCUUUUCUACUCAAAAAAUUAAUCGGUUUAAUAUGAAUACCAAAGUUUUAUUAAGUUAUUAAGCUAUUAUGUACUAAUCUACACUUUAUUUUUAUUCUCGUUUUAUUUUCAAAUUCAAACCUGUAACUUAUUUUAAUUAUUUUAAGUUCGUUUAAUUUGAUUUUGUGCGAUUUUCAAAUAACAAUUAUGAACAGCGGGAGACUCGUUUAUUUCAAAUGUUUGAAAAUCCAUCCAUUGAUAAAUACGAUUUUUUAUAUUUGAAGAAAUGUUUGACUGUUACAUUUCGGAUUUAAAUAAAAAACCUAAUGAAAGAACAUAUUUUUGUUUUAUUAUUAUUACUUAUACGAUUUAUUUAUUAAAUUUAUUUCACUUAUUAAUAAUAUGUUUUAAUCCAAUUAAUAAAAACAUAUCAACCGAUAUUUUACAUUUAUUUAUUUAUUUAGAACGUUGUUUUUUCUUUCAAUCACGAACUGAAAAAGUGCCAAAUGUAGCUGUUUCCAAAAACAACAUUUAGAUAGAAAACUUUAGCUGUGUAAUACGUCCUUCUCAAUCUACUUCGUAAAAGUAAGUUUAGUAAAUUAUUAAAAACGUGCCUUAUAAUUUUACGCCAUUUUUGAGAGUAAAAUAUCACUUAAUAUUAUAAUUGUGAAGGAAAAAAAAUAGUGUUUAAAGGAAAACGAACUUUCUAGGUACUAAGAAUUAAGUUUCAUUUACACAAGUUUCGUUGGGAUAUAAAAGAGGCAAAUGUCCAACUGAAAUUUUUGAGAAAAAUUAAAAAGAAUAAAUGUACGUACACAAGACUGAAUUGUAUAAGUUGUGUAAUGAAAUUAUUAUUUCUGGCAAGAAGUUAGAAAGAUCUUUGCUAUUCUUUGUUUAACAUUUAAUCUAUCAUUGUUUUUUCAGUGAGUAUAUUUCAGGAAAAUUUAAUCUCUAAAAUUUCAGAUGUCUCACAAAUACGAUAGUUAUACAUGUACAGUAUUAUAAUAAUUAUUAACAAUUUUGCUAUGAAAUAAAAACCGUCUCAUUUCUGAGCGGAUGACCUUCCUUUCAUUAAUGAAAUACAAAGCAAGAGCUUGUCAUUUAGUAAAUAAGUAUUAAUCGAAGGUUCAAAAAAUAUUGUCAAUACAAUUUAGCUAAUUGAAGUUUAAUUAAAAAAGAGUCAAUGUUUAAAAAUCAUCACGUAAGUAUUUAAAGCCUUAAGGUUGGUUAUUUAACAAGACGUGGUAUGAAAAUAAAUUUGGGGUUCAUAACAAUUUAUCAUUAAAUGAACAAUAAUCAUUACAUUUUUCAUUUUAUUAAAUCAAAAUCUGUUUAACAGUUGUCGAAUUCAAAUGUAAAUAUAGCUGUAUCACGUCAAUUUAGUUUUCUCGUUUCUUAUAACUAUUUCACUAUAAUUAUUUGAUUUACUUCAGUUUCUUCAGGGAAAUCUUACGAAUUUAUAUUUAAAAUAAGACGGGCGCUGAAGAAAUUCAAGUAUAAUGAAAAUAAAGUGUUUUUUUUUUAUAAAAAAAAUGCAUUUUCUCUCAUUGUAAAAUAUAACCACUUUAACAUAAAAAUAAGGUUGUAAAUUGUUCGAUAAUUCCGGAUGUGACUUUGAUAUUACGUACGUAAAGCUCAUGAUUGUAUAAUCGGCAUUAAUUGAAUUAAAGCAUACAUGUU